AUGCAAAAAGGGUUAGAAGUGGCCAUCAUGCACGUUUAUCCUAAUGUUGAGCAUAGAGAAUAUAUACGCCACUUAUGUAGCAAUUUUAAGAAACAAUUUUGUGGUGCAUUCUUUAGCAAGAAACUAUGGGGUGCUGCAAAAACCUAUCUUCCUACCAAACAUGCCAUAUUGUUGAAAGAAAUUAGUGACGUAAUUCAAGAUGCCAUCACAUAUCUAAAUAAAAACCACACACAGAUAUGGAGUAGACGCAAGUUUGGUACAAGUUCCAAGUGUGAUUACAUCACUAAUAAUAUUUCGGAGUCAUUUAAUUCUUGGAUCGGUGUAUUGCGCUAUCAACCUGUGCUUGAUCUACUUGAUGCAAUUAGAGAAAAGUUGAUGGAACGAGUAGAUAAGAAAAGAAUGUUGGUGAAAAAAUGGAAUGGUGUGUUGGUCCCUAUUGCUAAGAAUCACCUCAACGACAUUUCUAAGAACUUGGGUCAAUACGAAGUUUGUAGAAGUUGUGACAAUCAAGAUGAAGUGAAGUGCAAGGGAAAACGUUGGGAUGUCUACCUAGAUGAACGAAAAUGUAGUUGUCGAGUGUGGCAAUUUAGAGGCCUUACAUGUAUACAUGCAGCGACUUUUAUUGCUUUUACAAGGGAUGUUAAUUGGGAAAAGUAUGUUGAUUCAUGUUACACAAUAAAGAAAUAUAAAGAAGCAUAUGCUUUUGAAAUUGCUCCAAUGCCCGGAGCGGAUCAAUGGAAGCAACAAGACGGAGAUAAAAUAUAUUCGCCUAUUAUCAAGCGUCCGAUUGGACGGCCCAAAAAAUAG
This is a messenger RNA of Lactuca virosa, 807 nucleotides long. The record is from the annotation of a GenBank genome assembly. NCBI's taxonomy places the organism in Eukaryota, Viridiplantae, Streptophyta, Magnoliopsida, Asterales, Asteraceae.